Molecule: messenger RNA, 3033 nt
Organism: Drosophila hydei
Lineage: Eukaryota; Metazoa; Arthropoda; Insecta; Diptera; Drosophilidae
Gene: Cog3
Product: conserved oligomeric Golgi complex subunit 3
Exons: 8
Coding region: 78-2768 (896 amino acids)
Biological process (GO): intracellular protein transport; Golgi organization; intra-Golgi vesicle-mediated transport
Cellular component (GO): cis-Golgi network; membrane; COG complex
Source: RefSeq, a predicted model, not a curated record
UGUGUACACACGCACAGCUGAUUAAUAACUAAGCCGAACAGCUGUUUAUUUACCUCGGCGUUGAUUACAGUAGGAAAAUGGAUGACGUCGCCAGCGCGCAAAGCGAAAAUGAAAAUUUGCGUAAAAUUCGUAAUCGUUUAAUGAAAUGGGAAUCCCAGAGCGAUCCACUGGCAGCGCUAAGCGCACAGCAGGAAGAACAUUUGGAUGUGCUCACCAAUUUAUGGAGCGACGACGAAAUGAUGGUGACGUCGGGGUACACGCGUACUGAAGUGCACAACACAGUGGAAGACAGUAAUGAGGUGGACAAGAAGCUUCCCCCCGACGGGUUGCAAAAUACAAAUGAUUUUCUACUCUGGUUUGUGAACGUCAACGCAGAGAUCGAGCUACGUGGCGAUGCAAAUUAUCACAAGUAUUUGCAGCAAUUGCAGCAACGGAAGGCGGAAUGUGCUCACAUGCUCGAUCAAAUCUCUGUGGCCAUGGAUCGAUUGAGUGCGCUUAGCGCUGAGUAUGAGUUUGUCUCGCAAAAAACAAGCGCUCUGAACAUGGCUAGCGAGCAGUUGAUUGAUGAGCAACAAAAGCUACAAGAGCUAAGCAAUGAAAUUCAGCGACGUUUGCAUUUCUUUAGUCAAGUGGAGCUGCUCAAUCAACGCCUGCAAAGUCCAACUUUAUCCGUGGCGAGCGAAGCUUUUCGCGAAUGCCUAAACAAAAUUGAUGACUGCUUGAAUUAUCUAGCUGAGCAUCCUAAUUUCAAGGAUGCAGCUGCCUAUAAUGUGAAGUAUAAACAGUGUCUGGGCAAGGCGACGGCUCUGGUGCGCAACUAUGUUGUGAAUGUCAUCAAUCAAGCAACGGAAGCGACUUUACAUCCACGUAAUAACAGCAGCGAUGCGUCUCUACAAGCACCUGAUGCCGCGUUCGCCUUAUACUAUGGCAAAUAUCAAUCAGCGGCUGCAAAAGUCAAGCGUGUUGCACAGCUCAUCGAGUCACGAUUGGAGCACAGCAGCAGCAGCGAAUAUAACCAGCUAAUGACAGAUUUACAGCAGCAUUAUUUGGCACAGCGAGCAAGUGUUAUGUCACCGGCUGUUAACCAAUCUAUACAAAAUGUAAAGAACGCUCACAAGGGCGAUCAUUGUUCGCUGACACGCAGUGCAUGCGCAUUUCUCGUCCACGUCUGUCAGGAUGAGCAGCGGUUGUAUUAUCAGUUCUUUGGCACAGGCGCCACGCAUCUAACUGUAUAUUUGGAGGGUUUGUGCACUAUUCUAUAUGACACCUUGCGACCUUUUAUUAUUCACAUCAACCACUUGGAAACGCUUGCAGAGAUUUGCUCCAUCCUGCGCAUCGAAAUGCUCGAAGAGCAUGUGCAACAGAAUCCCAGUGGAUUGGAGGCAUUUGCCACUAUAGCUCAUCAGCUGCUGCAGGAUGUUCAGGAGCGAUUGGUUUUCCGUGCACAUUUGUAUUUACAAUCCGAUAUACAAAACUAUAAUCCUUCAACGGGUGAUUUGGCCUAUCCAGAGAAGCUGGAAAUGAUGGAGAGUAUUGCGCUAUCGUUGCAAGAGCCUAUUCAACUACGUCGCUCAGACUCACGCGCCUCCAUGAUGUCCAGCGAAGCGGAGAGCGUGGACACCUCAUACAAAAUCAAACAAAUGAACUCGCCCGCUGAUUUGCAUGGCAUGUGGUAUCCAACAGUGCGACGCACAUUGGUUUGCCUCUCCCGGUUGUAUCGCUGCGUGGAUCGACCCAUCUUUCAGGGUCUGUCUCAAGAAGCGCUCAAACUUUGCAUACAGAGUGUGUCGCAAGCAGCGAUUAAAAUCUCAGCAGCCAAAACACCGAUUGAUGGCGAACUCUUCGAAAUUAAGCACUUGCUUAUAUUGCGUGAACAAAUUGCACCAUUUCGUGUUGACUUUACCAUCAAGGAAACAUCACUGGACUUCAGCAAGGUGAAGACGGCUGCCUUUGGUUUGCUGCAAAAGCGCAAGCAGCUUUUCUCCAUGGGCAGCAACAAUGCGCUGCUUGAAUUUUUGCUCGAGGGCACUCCACAGAUCAAGGAGCAUUUACUGGACUCGCGUAAAGAAGUGGACCGACAGCUGAAGACAGUUUGCGAACAGUAUAUUAAAGAUGCAGUACAUAUGCUUGUAGGUCCCCUUAUCACAUUCCUGGACAAAGCACAAGCACUGCUGGCAACGAACACCACAACUCCGGAGACCGCAGCGGGCAAAGUCAACUAUGUGCUUCGACAAAGUAACUGGGCGAGUCCACAGCAAAUUAGUAGCAUUAUCCAAGAGACACAGCGUCUAAUCAAGUCUAAGUUGGCGGUGCUGCAGCGUGCGAUGCAACUAUAUUUGAGCAAUCGUGAUACAGAGUUCAUAAUCUUCAGGCCUAUACGAAACAACAUCAUUCAAGCCUUUGUAAAACUGGAGCAAUUGCUGACAACAAAUGGCUAUUCAGCUGAUGACAUGAUAAUCACGAGCUGUCCUUCUGCCGAACAGGUUUCCAUUUUAUUGUCAAGUGCCAGCAUUUUAGCCGCCGAAGGCGUGGCAAGCUUUGCAGCCGCAGCACGAAAGAUAAGCACAUCAUCAUCUGUAGAAGGUGCAGCAACUGGUCGAAAGCUGAGCACCAUAUCCAACAAGGCAGAGCAAGCACAAGCUGUGGUUGUAGAGGAGACCGAAGUGGAGCCAGAUACUAAGCAGAACAUAAUAUCAGAACAACCAGAGAAUGUGUCUGUACAAAAAACAGUUAACGAGGGGCAAACUAUGGUGACCAGCACCGAGUAGUAUGCAAUAUAUGUAACCUAUGUAACCUUACCAUUACCCUCACCUAUGUAUGUAUUUAUAAAGCUAAAGCGAUUCAACAUGUAUAUUACAGUUUAUUCUACCCAAGUAGAGCUAAUCAAUCGAGCCAGUUUCUACAACCGAGCUAAGAGAUAUUUUGAAACCGGCUCGAUUUUGAAUUAUAUUUGCUAAGAGCAGCCUUAAGCAUGCAGAGAAUGUGACGAAGUCAAAGUAAAUUAUCAACAUUAAACAUAAAUUACAAACAAUA